AUGCUGAAAACACCUACGAUUGUCUUCAGUGGCGCUGGUAAAACUACCUUGCUGAACACAUUCCUCAAUCGAAAUNUGAAAGGACUCCGAGUAGAAGGACGUGUAGAGAUCAACGGAAAUGUGAUUGGCCGAGAAAUAACUGCCAUAUCGGGUUAUGCCCAGCAAGAGGAAAUGUUCGUUGGCACACUUACCGUUCAAGAAUAUCUAUCUAUCCAGGCUCGUCUUCGCACAAACCUAUCGCAGGAGAGGCGGGAGAAACGUGUGAAUGUGAUUUUGGCUCAGCUUGGGCUCACAAAAUGCCAAAACAACCGCAUCGGAGUCGCGGGCGUCCGAAAGGGAAUAUCAGGAGGCGAAGCGCGUCGUUUGACAUUUGCCUGCGAACUACUGUCAAAUCCGGCCAUUUUAUUCUGUGAUGAACCGACCACCGGAUUGGAUUCCUUCAUGGCCGAGCACGUUGUUGUAGUUCUUUCGAAGCUGGCAAGGAAUGGAAGGACGGUGGUGUGUACAAUACAUCAACCUGCUUCGCAGCUGUUCCUGAUGUUCGAUCGAGUGAUGUUUCUAGGUGAGAAUACUUAUUUCGGGUCUCAUAAUCUUAUGGUAUCAAUCAUUCCCUACAACUCAUACGGUCUUAGGAUCUGA
Messenger RNA from Haemonchus placei, 639 nucleotides. The record is from the annotation of a GenBank genome assembly. NCBI's taxonomy places the organism in Eukaryota, Metazoa, Nematoda, Chromadorea, Rhabditida, Trichostrongylidae.